Etheostoma cragini (Arkansas darter) is the source of this 1011-nucleotide messenger RNA. RefSeq names its product olfactory receptor 6N1-like. The record is from RefSeq and is a predicted model, not a curated record. Gene Ontology annotation, cellular component: membrane. Bases 1 to 1011 code for a protein of 336 amino acids. Gene Ontology annotation, molecular function: G protein-coupled receptor activity; olfactory receptor activity. Gene Ontology annotation, biological process: G protein-coupled receptor signaling pathway. The transcript has 2 exons. Lineage: Eukaryota; Metazoa; Chordata; Actinopteri; Perciformes; Percidae.
AUGAAGAGCAACAACAGCCUAAAUCCUUUGUAUCUUCAGUUCACUCUGUUUGCAGACUUUGGGCCCCUCAGAUAUCUGUUCUUCAGUCUGUGUCUGUUGCUCUACAUGACUAUUGUCUCUGCUAACGUUGUCAUUAUUCUGGCAGUCUGUCUGGAGAAGUCUCUGCAUCAGCCUAUGUAUAUUUUUAUCAGCUGUCUGUCGUUUAACUCUCUUUAUGGCUCAGCCGGCUUCUUCCCCAGGUUUCUGAUGGACAUUCUGUCCGACACUCAUUUAAUCUCACGUCCAUUUUGUUCCAUUCAGAUAUAUGUUAUUUACACCUAUGUAUCAUGUGAGAUGACUUUCCUCAGCAUCAUGGCCUAUGAUAGACUUGUUGCUAUUUGCCAGCCUUUACAUUAUCACAGUAAAAUGACAUUUAAGAUGGUAACACUUCUUGUGAUUUUUGCCGUGCUCUACCCUGUAUUUGCUAUUGGUUUCAUGCUCUAUCUUACUGUCAGAUUACCGCUGUGUGGCAAUAAACUGAAUAGGCUGUUCUGUUCCAACUUGCCUGUGGUUCAGCUCUCUUGUGUGGACACAACUCUGAACAACAUAGUAGGUCAGUAUCUUUUAGUCACAACCAUCUUCACUCCCCUGUUCUUUGUCCUGUACACCUAUCUCCGUAUUCUGCUUGUUUGCAGGAGAAGCUCGUCUGAAUUUAGAGGAAAGGCGUUCCAGACCUGCCUGCCACACAUCAUCACAUUCAUCACCUAUUCUCUCUCUGUCUUCUGUGAGCUGUCAUUGACUCGAUUUGAGGCUGAUAAACAGAAGAGGGACAGACGAUCCCCGUUCCCCGUCAUUGCCACUGUCGAUGCUGCUUGCUGGGUGGCUCGGGAGGCGGAUUGGACGAGGUGGAGGCCGCCCUCAUGGUUCUCCGACCUUGUGCAGCCUGUUGGCGAUGUUGUGCCGCCUGACGCUGCGGAGGGGGACCAGGCCCAAAAAGCCUGUCAGAAGCUAUGGGGCCGUACAGACGUGUAA